Juglans regia (Persian walnut) is the source of this 862-nucleotide messenger RNA. RefSeq lists its product as uncharacterized. The transcript has 2 exons. The record is from RefSeq and is a predicted model, not a curated record. Bases 24 to 719 code for a protein of 231 amino acids. NCBI's taxonomy places the organism in Eukaryota, Viridiplantae, Streptophyta, Magnoliopsida, Fagales, Juglandaceae.
CAUAACUGGAGUGGUAAGCGGCAAUGGCAUCCACCGAAAUUAGCCUUAAGCUCCUUAUCGACACAAAGUGUCGCAAAGUCCUGUUUGCAGAAGUUGGGAAGGACUUCGUGGAUUUUCUAUUUGCCCUUCUUUCUUUCCCAGUUGGGACUGUCAUUCGGCUCCUCUUAAAGAAUGGUAUGGUGGGUUGCCUAAGCAAUCUAUAUGAAAGCAUAGAAAAGCUGAAUGAGACAUACUUGCAACCUAACCAGAACAAGGACACCCUUCUGAAGCCCAAAGUUGCUGUCGUUUCUGGCUAUGAUGCCCCUCUCUUGCUGACAGAAGAUGAAUCCAUUAACAGAAAGCAAUAUUACAUGUGUUCCAAUUACCAUCAUAAUGUGGCUGAUAAUCCAAAAGCCAUUUGUCCUGCGUGUAAACGCUUGAUGAAUACUGAGAUUCCUUUUGUUGCUCCAACGAGGACAACGUCUGAUCAGAUAUCGUCCGAUGAGGGAGGUUUUGUGAAAGGGGUGGUUACUUACAUGGUGAUGGAUGACUUGGUAGUCAAACCCAUGUCUACUAUUUCCGGUAUAACGUUGCUCAACAAGUUCAAUGUCCAGGAAUUAGGUUCUCUUGAAGAGAGGGUGGUUACUUUUGACAUGGCUGAGGGUCUGAAGCUGCUGAAGUACUCCCUGAGUUCCAAGACAGUUCUAAGCAGUGUUUUCCUUGGGAAUACAGGGCCGUAGGAGCUAGGGGCGAUAUGGUUGCUUGGAAUAAAAUCCCAUUUAUUUUCUUAAUUUGGAAGUAAAAUGUAGUUUGCUAAACUGUCUCAAGAAAGUGUCGUGUGAGGAGAAUAUGCUAAAUAAAUGGAAUUUUGUUGCUGUUUUUG